This is a messenger RNA of Vitis vinifera (wine grape), 2304 nucleotides long. RefSeq names its product indole-3-pyruvate monooxygenase YUCCA2. The record is from RefSeq and is a predicted model, not a curated record. The coding region runs from base 586 to 1854 and encodes 422 amino acids. Gene Ontology annotation, molecular function: N,N-dimethylaniline monooxygenase activity; NADP binding; flavin adenine dinucleotide binding. The transcript is spliced from 4 exons. Gene Ontology annotation, biological process: auxin biosynthetic process. Lineage: Eukaryota; Viridiplantae; Streptophyta; Magnoliopsida; Vitales; Vitaceae.
UGAGAAUUUGUCCUUGUAAGUAGAAUGCUAUAGAGUGCUCUUAAUCUCUCGGAAGCAGUGGCGAAGAGUGAAGAGGAGGGCGGUGGUUGUAGGUGGUUAAUGGUAGUUAUUACUUUAGGCUCUUUAGUCUUUACCAAGGACCCUCUCAUAUAUAUUGAACCCAAUUCAAUUCCGUACGUGCUCAUUCACUUCUCAAGUUUCAGACUUUCCUUUUUUUGCUCUCCGUGUUUGGUUUGGGUCAGCAGUUCUCGCUCUUGGCCGUCUCCUCCAUUGACCUAAACGAAGGUCAGACGAACUCAUUUCACAAAGUGAAUAAGUCGACCCUCUUCAUAUUCCAACAAUCCAGGAAUUCACUUAAUAUCUAUCAAAUCCUUCUUUGGAUAAGGGUGAAGUAUGUCUCUCUAAUCUCAACCUAAUUUCUCUAUAGAGAGAGAUAGAGAGAGAGCACGUGUUUUCAUGAGUACUUCGUUAAGAGAGUGAUUUGUAAUACAUGGGUAUUCCUUGGUUUUGCAUGAAGUCUCUCAACUUUCCUGUGGAGCAGUAAGUUUGUUCGGCAACUGCCCCUCGGCUCUUAUAUGUUGUUUGAUGGACUACUUGAAAGAAGUGGAAGGCAAGCGAGUUCAUGAUCCCCUGGGGCGGAAGAUGAGCAAAUCAGAGAGGCGCAUUUUGGUGCCAGGACCGGUCAUCGUUGGUGCGGGGCCAUCGGGCCUAGCAGUGGCUGCAUGUCUAAAAGAAAGAGGUAUUUCCAGUUUGAUACUAGAAAGGGAAAAUUGCAUAGCUUCCUUGUGGAAUCUCAAGACUUAUGAUAGACUUCACCUUCAUCUUCCCAAGGAACACUGCGAGCUCCCUCUCAUGCCUUUUCCUCCUGACUUCCCCAGAUAUCCAACCAAACACCAGUUCCUGAACUACUUGGAGGCUUAUGCCAAGCGCUUUGAUAUAAGACCCUUUUUCAACAAGACGGUGGUGAGCGCGGAAUUCGAUCCUAGGAGCAGGCUUUGGCAGGUUAAGACUCGGGGAUUCAAAAAGGAGGAGGAAAUCGUGUACCAGUGCCAAUGGCUCAUAGUCGCAACCGGCGAGAAUGCAGAGGAGGUUGUGCCGGAGAUUCAAGGGAUGAAUGAGUUUGCUGGGCCUAUAAUCCACACAAGCUCAUACAAGAGCGGGGAUUCAUACCGGGGGAAGAGAGUGUUGGUAGUUGGAUGCGGAAACUCGGGCAUGGAGGUCUGUUUGGAUCUCUGCAAUCAUAAUGCUUUCCCAUCCCUCGCGGUUAGAGAUUCAGUGCACGUCUUGCCUCAAGAGAUGCUAGGGAGAUCAACUUUUGGAUUGUCCAUGUGGUUGGUAAAGUGGUUUCCAGUACGCCUUGUGGAUCAAUUUUUACUUCUAGUAUCUCGAAUGAUGCUCGGGGACACUGCUCGAUUAGGACUCAAUCGCCCAAAGCUUGGCCCACUUCAACUCAAGAGCUUGUCCGGCAAGACACCUGUGCUGGAUGUUGGGACACUUGCAAAGAUCAAAACUGGGAAUAUCAAGGUUUGCCGUGGAAUAAAGCAGCUAUCAUGUCAUACUGCAGAGUUUGUUGAUGGGAGAGUGGAGAAUUUUGAUGCCAUUAUUCUAGCUACAGGUUACAAAAGUAAUGUGACAUCUUGGUUGAAGGAAGGCAAUAUGUUCUCAGAGAAAGAUGGGUUGCCCAGAAAGCCAUUCCCAAAUGGAUGGAAAGGUGAGUGUGGACUAUAUGCAGUGGGCUUUACUAAACGUGGCCUGCUUGGUGCUUCUUUAGAUGCAAGAAGGAUUGCAGAAGAAUUAAGCGUGCACAGUUCAUGGCCUUUCCAGCACUUCCGCCACGACAAUCAUGAUCUGUGAGGGAUGCAAUUGAAGAUUUAUGAAGUUAAUGGACUUUAAUGGUGACUUUUUGAGUUGGUAGCUGCACCAAGGAAGUAUAUAUAAUUUCCCCCUCUUCAGUGUAAGGGAUGAAAUGAAAGGGAAAAAAAAAAACAAGAAAGAGUAGGACAUGUAAUUCCUAACUUUCAGAUGUAAGGUGGGGGAAGAGAGCUUUUGUUUUGUUUUCCCUUUUUAUAUUUUUUGGUUUUAUUUUCCCUUCUUAUAUUUUUUGGGGUUGGGGGUGUUCAACUGUGUAUAUCUUGUACAUUGCCAUUUUUCUCUAGCGAGGUAAAUCUUUAAGACAGAGAUUCCUUAGGGUUCCCGUAGAUGUUUGAAAGUAGUGAGGGUGGGGGUGGUGUUGACAAACUAUAUUUCCAAACUGAUGUAAAAUGAUCAGAAUCAUAUGUGAAUUCCCAUCAAUACGGCCCUGUA